AUGACUGAACAACAAGAAUUGUUUCAAAGACCGGGCUCGUCGAUAGGCAGCAGAAGCAGAUCCGUAUCUUUUUCAAAACUGUUGCCCAGAUCUUUUAGAAAAAACACAAGCACUUCCACCACCACUUCGGCCACACCCCCAACAAACAAUUCAACUAAUCAUUUGGAUACUUGUUUAAAUGUUAAUACCGCAUCACCUAACAACAACAACAAUAAUAAUAUUAACAAUAACACAAAUAAUAAUGACUCAACCGCCACCAAUUCUCCUUCAAGAAAUAUCAGCCUAGGUUCUACUACUAUCCCCACUCCAACGACUGCAACCACAAACUUAUCUUCCUUAGAUGAACACAACACUAUCACAUCAAAUAAUGAACCUGCAGCUCAAAAUAAUAACAAUGACUCAACUACUAUAGCUUCCUCUAUAUCAGCUCAUUUACAUUUACAUUUGCAUCAUAACGAUAGUAACAAUGGUAUAACAGAUGAAGUUUCUAACAAUAAUGGCACUAACAGCAAUAACAGUCAACCAACUACCAAACCAACUCCUCCUGCUCCCUUGCUGACUUCUAAUUCUUCAGAUGCAAUUCCUACUUCUAGGUUUUCAAAGCUUAAAAAAGUAUUCCAUACAACUCUGAAAGAUUCUUCCACUGCUACUUCUACAAAUUCGCCUUCCAAUAUCAUUUCAUCUUCUUCAUCGUCAUCAUCUUCCUCUCCAAUCAAUGACAAUACUUCAAGCGAAAUGACUACAAGAAUAACCAAUUUCUUGAAAUCUUCUACUACAACUUCGUUUAGUCAUAGUUCUUUAAAGGAAAAAGAAAGACAAAAACAAAAGCAAAAUUUAUCCCAUGUAACCACUUCAAUAACUCCAACAACAGAGGACCAAUCUAAAAGUAAUACUAUUAUAAUUGAUGAAAUGAAUUUAACCACAAAUAAUAAUGAUAAUAAUAAUAAUAAUAAUAAUAAUAAUAAUAAUAAUAAUAAUAAUAAUAAUAAUAAUAAUAAUAAUAUCACUGCUUCAAUGGAUCAACUAAAGGGCAACUCAAAUUUAGAUCCGUCAAAUACAAUAACAAGUGCAAACGGUAUAAAUAUAACACCUGUAUCUUUGCCAAGAUCUCCAGAAGUUGCUCAUAUCUUGGAACAACAAUUCUCAAACUCAAGGAAUCAUUCAAGAACUCAUUCUCUUUCAAGAAGUGGCUCUAUAACAACCAGCACCGGAAAUAUUUCCCCAGUUAGUGCCUCUAAUAAUACUCAAUUCUUAUUAAAUUCUCCUGCUCCGAACUAUUUUAAUUCUUCACCAAAAGUCAUAGACGAAUUUGCAAAUACAAAUCCUUUCAAAGAAUCUUCAAAAUUAGAACAAAUGAAUCAUGACUUUAACCAAUAUAACCAUAAUUCAUUAGAUUAUGGACCUUUAAAUACUCCUCCUUACAUGAAACACAUGACUAGAUCGUUAGAUUCCAUUCAAAAUAGCAAUAUCAAUAACAAUAAGGGUAAUAAUACUAUUAUAAAUAAUAAUAACAAUAAUAACAAUAAUAAUAAUAGUACUAAUACACAAACUUCCUCAAAUAACCAUAAUUUAAAUCUAACAAAGGAUAUGAGUAACAUAUCUUUAAAUGAAAUCAAAGAAAAUGAAGAGCUGAAACAAUUUAAUAAUAAUGAUCCUUGUAUUGCGAUUGAACAUUUAAUUUCACAUGAAGAUUUUGAAGAUGGUUACGAAAAUGAUUUCGAAAAUGACAAUUAUUUAGAAUUCAUGAAUGUCAAUAGUACAGGUGAAAGCAAUAAUACAAAUUCUCAUAUAGAUAAUUUAACUUCGAUCGUUGCAAACACAACAAAUCCAUCAACAAAUAUUUUACAAAAUUCAAAUCAUUCUUUACAAUUCCCUUCUCCUCAACAACAUCAAUCAGAUGAUUUCAAUUCAAAUACCCAUUAUCAGAUUCAACCUCCUUUAACUAAUCUGUCAUUAGAUCAAAAAAAUAAUACUACUAAUCAUUAUUCAGAUGCUUUAGAAGAAUUAAUUACCACCCCUCCAACAAAUAUGCAUUCUUAUAGUGAAAAUAAAAUUAAAAAUAUAACUAUAAAUACUUCAACUAAUGACAUAAAUUCAAAUAUGAACAAUAAUGAUAAUGAUAAUAUUUCCACUUCAAAGACAAAAGUUAUGAGACCAAAGAUUAAAUCAAAACUAUCAAACUCUUAUUUAAACACCAAUUCUAACCCAAAUUCCAACCCGAAUUCCAAUUCUAAUUCAAUUACAAAUUUAAAUUCUACUACAAACUCCAAUUCUAAUUCUAACUCAAAUGUUUCAACUACAUCAAAAAAUAAAACAAGAAUAAGAAGAGCUACUUCAGAACCACAUUCAAUUAGUCAAGAUCAUUUUGGCUCUUUUUCUCCAAUACGCCAAAAUGAUAAUCCACAUAAUUUACUUCAAUCUUCUUCUGGCUCAUUCAUUCCAAUUGAACCUCCAAAAUUCGUUGAUGAUUUUGAAGAACCAAAAAGAUCAAACCGUUUAAGAACAAAAUCAUUUAGUAAUAAAUUUAAAGAUAUUACUGUAGGCCCAACCUCUUUUGAAAAGAUAAGAUUAUUGGGACAAGGUGAUGUUGGUAAAGUUUAUCUUGUAAAAGAAAAGAGUACUUCAAGAUUAUAUGCUUUAAAGAUCUUUAAUAAAUCUCAAAUGAUUAAAAGAAAAAAAAUUAAGCGUGUAUUAGCAGAACAGGAAAUUUUAGCUUCUAGUAAUCAUCCAUUUAUCGUCACAUUAUAUCAUUCAUUCCAAUCAGAAGAUUAUUUAUAUCUUUGUAUCGAAUAUUGUAUGGGUGGUGAAUUUUUUAGAGCUUUACAAACAAGACGUUCAAAAUGUAUCAGUGAAGAUGCUGCAAGAUUUUAUGCAAGUGAAGUUACAGCAGCAUUAGAAUAUUUACAUUUGAUGGGCUAUAUCUAUAGAGAUUUAAAACCUGAAAACAUUUUAUUACAUAAAUCAGGCCAUAUCAUGUUAUCUGAUUUUGAUUUAUCCAUUCAAUCAAAAGUAGCUAAGAACCCUGUCGUAAAAAAAUUUAAUCAAUCCUCUUUGGUUGACACAAAGAUUUGUUCAGAAGGGUUUAGAACAAAUUCUUUUGUAGGUACUGAAGAAUAUAUCGCUCCAGAAGUUAUAAGAGGAAAUGGUCAUACAGCUGCAGUGGAUUGGUGGACUUUAGGAAUAUUAAUUUAUGAAAUGUUAUUUGGGUUUACUCCAUUUAAAGGUGAUAGUACUAAUGAAACUUUUUCAAAUAUUCUAAAAAAUGAAGUUUCGUUCCCAAAUAAUAAUGAUAUUACAAGAAAUUGUAAAGAUGUUAUUAAAAAAUUAUUAACAAAAAAUGAAAAUAAAAGAUUAGGUUCUAAAAUGGGAGCUGCUGAUAUUAAGAGACAUCCGUUCUUUAAAAAAGUUCAAUGGUCUUUCUUAAGAAAUCAAGAACCACCUUUAAUCCCCACAUUAUCAGAAGAUGGGUAUGACUUUGCUAAAUUAUCUUCUACCAAGAAGAAAAAGGGUAAAAAGAAGGAUUCCUUGGAAGAAGAAGAACAACAAAUUUUCCAUGAAAGUGUAGAAAUCGAUGAUGACGUUUCUGAUACUGAUCCUUUCCAUGAUUUCAAUUCCAUGAGUUUAUUGGAAAAAGAUACUGAUUCAUUGAUAUAUGGUGAUAAUAAUUCUUACGGUAAGAUCGCAUAUACCCCUAAUGCUAAUAGAUCGAGAAGUAAUAGUCACAGAGGCUUUUUCAAGAGAAAUUAA
This is a messenger RNA of Henningerozyma blattae CBS 6284, 3747 nucleotides long. Its product is annotated as serine/threonine-protein kinase. Gene Ontology annotation, biological process: protein phosphorylation. The record is from RefSeq and is a predicted model, not a curated record. Bases 1 to 3747 code for a protein of 1248 amino acids. Gene Ontology annotation, cellular component: cytoplasm; nucleus; plasma membrane. Lineage: Eukaryota; Fungi; Ascomycota; Saccharomycetes; Saccharomycetales; Saccharomycetaceae. Gene Ontology annotation, molecular function: protein serine/threonine kinase activity; ATP binding. The transcript has a single exon.